Papaver somniferum (opium poppy) is the source of this 911-nucleotide messenger RNA. RefSeq names its product classical arabinogalactan protein 10-like. The coding region runs from base 103 to 672 and encodes 189 amino acids. The transcript has a single exon. The record is from RefSeq and is a predicted model, not a curated record. NCBI's taxonomy places the organism in Eukaryota, Viridiplantae, Streptophyta, Magnoliopsida, Ranunculales, Papaveraceae.
UGACCCUAAUUCCUCACGAAGUGUUGAUAGAGAAGACGGUAGUCAAAAAAUUAUCUGCGUUUUGAAGAAUUGAUUACGCAUACAUAAACUACUCCAACAAAAAUGGCACGUCAAAAGGUUCUUGUUCUUGCUUUAACAAUGCUCUUCAUAGGUUUAUCUUUGGAGUUAUCAUCAUAUGCCUCAGCUGCAGAUUCCCCAUCGAAGAGUCCAACAGCAUCUCCAUCACCAAAAUCAUCGCCGGUAUCAAGCUCACCACCAUCAGAAUCACCUGUUCCCAGCAAAUCAUCUAGUACUAGUAGCACAACUGCACCAACCCCAUCGGCUACUAAGGAUGAUGAAGACGAAGCCCCGGCUUCAUCACCAACAUCAAUUUCCACAGCAAAAACACCCACAUCUUCACCAACAGGUAGUAAAGCUUCACCUCCUACAAACGAGGCCGACUCGCCUUCGGCUUCUACCCCAUCAUCCGAUGACUACCCUACAUCACCACCCUCGCCAGCCCCUGAUGCCUCUGCCACGUCUCCUGCUGCUGGAGGACCUGUUGCAGCUGAUGGCCCCAGUGAAGCUGAUGCUCCCGCACCAGCCGAUGAUACAAAACAAUCUGGCGCUUCAGCCUUGAAGAUUUCAUCUGCAAGCGGUCUUGCCGUCAUUGCCAGUUGCUUAUUAUUCUGAUAAGGAUAUUGAGCUGGCUAGCUAGAAGGUGCGAAAAGCUAGGGCUAAAAAACCUUGAUUUCUUCAUCAAGAGUACGUAAAUUGCCAGUGUUCUGUAGGGGCAACAUUGGUUAAUAAUGUAUCAUGAUUUUUCGUUUUUUAAAGUCAUCAAUCAUCUAUGUAUUGUAUUUUUGUAUCUUGUAUACUGAUUGGAGUUGCUUCAUAAACUAAGAGAAACUUUCAUAUUCUUCCAAACGUAA